Molecule: messenger RNA, 663 nt
Organism: Cucurbitaria berberidis CBS 394.84
Lineage: Eukaryota; Fungi; Ascomycota; Dothideomycetes; Pleosporales; Cucurbitariaceae
Exons: 2
Coding region: 1-663 (220 amino acids)
Source: RefSeq, a predicted model, not a curated record
AUGAAACUACUCAAUCUCCUCCCCACAGCACUACUAGCUACAACUGUAUACGCCACCGACUCCUCUUCCUCAUCGUCUGCCGCCGCCGACUCCUCUCCAGUACCAGAGCCCCCAACAGCCGGCGAAAUCUGGGCGGCAAAAUGGGACACAGCAAGCCUCCACCCAUACACCCAACACUGCAAAAAUCGCAACACCUACCACGCUAAGAUCUACAAGCUCAACGAGCUAUACCCCGAUCUCAAAGACGUGGCUCCCCAGCUCAAAGUCUUCUACAACAAGCAGCUAUACGCCGGUUCCUGGGGCGGUAUCGACGUGCACGGCACCGGGCGCGAACUCAUCCAGAUGGAUAUGUUGGACGUGCCGUACAAGGUGCGCGAGUGGUUGAAGCGGGAGAAGACGCAGAAGCACUUUAGUGUGCAGGAUGAUGUGGUGUUUUUUGCGCCCGGGGCGAUAUAUCCCAUUUUGCCGCUGUGGGUGGAUGAUGCUGAUGAGGGGCUGGAGUGUGAGGGUGUAUUUGAUGAUCUUGAGAACUAUGCAAACGAGCCUAAGGACGGUGGUGUGAUUGGCAAGGUGGCGCAUACGAAUACUGGGGACAAGGAGGUCAAGUUCACGGUCGAGGCGCUGCAGGUCAAGACGAAGACGGCGGCGAAGGAUGAGCUGUGA